UACACAAACGAAAAUAACCGGUGUUCUAACAUCCCCUCCCCUUCUCUAGCUUUCUGAAAAUCUCCAAAUUGUAAACAUCAGCAUCAGCAGUGACAGACAUUGAACUAGCAGCUGGUUUAAAGGCCAUCAAAUCUACACAGGUCAGUGGACUCGGCCAUCCCAUUCCACGUGAAAGGCCUUGUUAGCCGCAAUAACAUGGGCGUCACUAUCCUGCUAUCGUACCCUGUGCCAGAGAACAAGACCGGCCCGCAGACCGCGGAGCUUCUGAUCAAGCGGAUCGGCGCUCUUGGUGCGGUUCAGAGCGGCCAGUUUCUCGUCGACUGCGAGACGUUCAGCUCGGGACCGACGAUGGGCGGCCCGCCGCGCACAGUGCACGUGUUGCACAACUCUGAGCAGCCAGCCGCUGUGUUCGCGCUGCUCGAGAGUCCUGGACCGCCGCCGAAGACAGUGCCGCUGGUGGCCGACGGCCUCUUCGACCUGCUGAUGCUCAAAAUGAGCAGCAUCUACGCCAGCAAGAAGCAAACUCGCAUGGAGGCCAGGGGCACCCGCUUCGAGAUCGCAGACUUUCUCGUUAAAAUCGGAACAGUCACCAUGAGCUCCAAUUUUAAGGGAGUGCUGGUCGAGGUGGAGUACCGGCCAUGCUUUAUUGCGGGCAACUGUUGGGAACUGAUGCGCGAGUUCAUGCAGUCCUUCCUUGGUAGCGUGGUGCAAAACACGCCGCCACCAUACUUCCAGGUGCACAACAGGCUGAACGACGUGUAUCAGCCUUUGGACACAAUCCAGCAGUACCUUGACCACUUUGCCUCAUAUCGGAAAGUGGCCGGACUUUAAUCUUUAAUAAAUUGCUCCAGUGUUGAAGAUUGUGUACAUAUUAAGAAGAAACAGACUUAGCUCCUCUCAUUAAUUACUAAUUGCAAAUAAAAUGUAAUUUUCAACAAA
Messenger RNA from Cloeon dipterum, 939 nucleotides. It is a transcript of the gene MED20, whose product is annotated as Mediator complex subunit 20. Gene Ontology annotation, molecular function: transcription coactivator activity. Bases 196 to 831 code for a protein of 211 amino acids. NCBI's taxonomy places the organism in Eukaryota, Metazoa, Arthropoda, Insecta, Ephemeroptera, Baetidae. The transcript is spliced from 2 exons. Gene Ontology annotation, biological process: regulation of transcription by RNA polymerase II. The record is from RefSeq and is a predicted model, not a curated record. Gene Ontology annotation, cellular component: mediator complex.